AUGACGACGACUGCAAUUCGAAUUCCCUUCACGGGCCCACUACCGCCGGCUAUAAUUGUUCCUCCGUCUGCCAGGACUAUAGACGGAGCGAUCAAAGCCAUCGCUGCCUUCUUCACCGCUCCACCGUCAUUGAACUUGCGAGGCAUUGAUGUUGGAAGGCAUUCCCAAACUGUCUUACUGACAGGUGCCGGAAUCUCGGUCGCAUCAGGUCUGUCAGACUAUCGGGGUGAUCAAGGCACCUACCGACGAAAUCAGUCCUACCGACCGAUAUACUUCCAUGAAUUCUUGUCACAUCAUGAGUCCCGCAAACGGUAUUGGGCGCGUAGCUUCGUGGGAUGGCCAGGCUUGGUGAAGGCACGACCAAAUUCAACUCAUCAAGCCAUCCAAGACAUCGCUACCAAAGGAUACAUCAGCUCAGUUGUGACGCAGAAUGUCGACUCCUUUCAUUCGCUCGCCCAUCCAGAGCUGUCGACACUCGAACUACAUGGAUACCUACGAUCGGUCGUAUGUACCAGUUGUCGCAAUCAAUUCCCUCGGGCUAAUUUCCAGUCGUCCUUGGAAAGGCUGAACCCCGCCUGGGCCGAGUUCCUCGCCCGCAUGGUUGAGCAGGGUGCGCUUGACACAACUAACCCGGACGAACAACGGCGCAAGGGUCUGAAACUGAACCCAGACGGCGAUGUAGAUCUUGCGGAAGCGCCUUAUUCUACAUUUCGCUAUCCGUCCUGUCCCACUUGUCUGGAGAACCCUCCGACCCUGAAAGAUGGGACGAAAGCUCGUGUUGAAGUUGAACACGACGGUGCCUGGAUGCUGCCAUCCAAUGCUGGAAUCUUAAAGCCUGCGGUGACUAUGUUCGGUGAGAACAUCAAUCCAGCAGUCAAAGCAGCUGCUGAGGAAGCGAUCGAUGAUGCUGGGCGCUUACUGGUUCUUGGAAGCAGCCUGGCGACCUACUCGGCGUGGCGCUUAGUUGAAAGGGCCUAUAAACGAGGCAUGCCCAUUGGUAUUAUCAAUGUCGGUGGGGUCCGAAACGAGGCCAUGCUGUUUGAAAGCCUGGAUGCCAGUGCCAGUGCUCAUGUCCGGUGCAGUCUUCCUACACAGUCGAUUCUCCCGGCCGUGGUGUCUGAACUGCCUCGGAAUACAUUCUAG
Messenger RNA from Penicillium pulvis, 1143 nucleotides. RefSeq names its product putative SIR2 family histone deacetylase. Gene Ontology annotation, molecular function: NAD+ binding. NCBI's taxonomy places the organism in Eukaryota, Fungi, Ascomycota, Eurotiomycetes, Eurotiales, Aspergillaceae. The transcript has a single exon. The record is from RefSeq and is a predicted model, not a curated record. Bases 1 to 1143 code for a protein of 380 amino acids.